CUGUUAUACAAUUGAAUUAUUAUAUUAAAAGUAAAAUAUUGCAGGUUUUUGCGGUCACGGCGGGCGCCGCUAUAGAUUCCACCAAGCCACAGACGGCGUUUUCAGACGCUGCUCGUCGUACUUAUCUCCUUAUCCUUCUCCCAGCCCUAAACCAUUUAUGUGGUCAAAAAGCACAGAAUCAUCAGUCAGUCGCACAAAGCGCCGGCCAUGGAAGAAGAAAGUAAGCUUCACAUCGUCAUGCUGCCAUUUGUCGCCAUGAGCCAUCUCCUCCCAUUCUUCGAGCUCUCCAAGCGGCUUGCUCUUAAAGGGGUGGAGAUCUCGUUCUUCACCGCGCCAUCCAACAUCCACCGCCUCCCUUCAAUUCCACAAGCCCUAACUCCCUUUAUUAACUUCAUCUCCUGUUCCAUCAACAACAAUUCUUCCAACAUCGAGAACAGCGUCGAUCUCGGCUCCGAAGCCGACCGACUUCUUCUUCUUAAAGUCUACGACAACUUCGAGAACCAACUCACCGCCUUGCUCUCCGAUACUUCUCGUCCCAAACCAGACUGUAUCAUCUACGACUUCCCCGGCGGAAGAUGGGCUCCAGCCCUAGCUUCCCGAUAUAACGUCAACUCAGCCAGCUUUUGCCUCUUCAACGCCGCCGCACUCACCUUUUGCAACCAUACCAAAGACUUCGACUCACCGGAAAAACUCACAACGGUGCCGGAUAGUAUCCCGUUUCCGACUACCGUUGCCUUCCGGCCAUUCGAAGCUCGUAUAUUCUACUCAAUGUUUGGCAAAAAACCAAAGCAAACAGAAGCCAAAACAGAGAGCAGCCAAUUUACCCUUAUCAGAACCUGCAAGGAGUUCGAGAGCAAAUGGUUAGAUCUGCUUGGCGACACACAUACCCCCGUGGGUUUACUUCCCCCAUCUUUUGACGAGGAGGAAGAGAGUGAGGCAUGGACGAGAAUACGCGAAUGGCUUGAUGAGCAAAAGGAAAGUUCUGUGGUCUAUGUUGCUUUUGGAUCUGAGGCAAUUCUUACGAGAAAGCAAAUUGAUGAGAUUGCAUUAGGGUUGGAGACGAGUGGACUACCGUUCUUCUGGGUUCUGCGGGUGGGUUCGCCGCCGCAGGGGUUUGAGGAGAGGACGGCCGGAAGAGGGCUGGUGUGGAUGGGUUGGGCUCCGCAGGUCCGAAUUCUGGCCCACUGGGCGGUUGGAGGCUUUCUGACCCACGGUGGGUGGAAUUCUGUGGUGGAAGGGUUGGUGGUUGGGGCGGCGAUGGUGGUUUUGCCGAUGAUGUUUGAGCAGGGGCUGAAUGCGAGGAAUUUGGUGGAGAAUGCUUACGCGGUUGAAGUGGCGAGGAAUUAUGAAGAUGGCUCCUUCACUGGUGAGGAGAUUGCGAGGAAGUUGAGGAUGGUGAUGGUGGAGGAGGAAGGAGAGGAGCUGAGGAAGAAGGCGAAAAAGGGGAAAGAGGUUUUUGGGAGUGAGAAGCUGCAGCAGGAAUAUCUUGAUGAGCUCGUGAAGAAGCUACGGGAGAAACGGACGGUGGUGGCAGAGCCAGCUUGAUUUGUUUAGGGUGGUAAGCAUGGGGGUUUAAUAUAUAAAUAACAUGGAAUAAAUUGGUAUGUAUGUAAAUCCCCCGUAUUUAUAUUUUUUAGUUUUAUGCUUUAUUUUUUUGCACGAAAUAAGAAGUGAAGGAUGUAAUAUUAUAAUUUUAUUUGACUACUACUUAAUGUUAUCAUUGCAAAAAUUUAUAUUAUUA
This is a messenger RNA of Dendrobium catenatum, 1741 nucleotides long. RefSeq names its product putative UDP-rhamnose:rhamnosyltransferase 1. Lineage: Eukaryota; Viridiplantae; Streptophyta; Magnoliopsida; Asparagales; Orchidaceae. The record is from RefSeq and is a predicted model, not a curated record. Bases 208 to 1545 code for a protein of 445 amino acids. The transcript has a single exon. Gene Ontology annotation, molecular function: UDP-glycosyltransferase activity.